AUGGCUCAAAACAUAAAUCCACAUUAUGCAUCGUCAUCUAAUCCUUCCAAACAAAACGAGGACACGAUAAAAUUGAAGGACAAUCACGCUGUAAGCAAACGAUUGCAAAAGGAACUCAUGGAGUUGAUGAGGUGUGCUGACAAAGGAAUAUCUGCAUUUCCCGAAAGUGAAAACUUGUUCAAAUGGAUUGGUACAAUUAACGGACCCUUAGAUACCGUUUACGCUGGUCAUAAGUAUAAAUUGGCACUCGAAUUUCCCAAUUCAUACCCGUACGCCCCGCCGUUAGUUAAAUUCAUCACGCCUUGCUUUCACCCUAAUGUUGACACUUGUGGAUUAAUAUGUUUAGAUAUUUUAAAGGACAAAUGGACAGCUUUGUAUGACGUCCGCACGGUUUUACUCUCAAUACAAAGUUUGUUAGCAGAACCAAACACUCAGAGUCCAUUGAACCAGCAGGCAUCGUGUUUAUGGGCAAACCAGGGAGAAUAUAAGAAAUAUUUAGAUGAAUUUUACAACAAACAUAAAGACUUAUAG
Molecule: messenger RNA, 531 nt
Organism: Pieris macdunnoughi
Lineage: Eukaryota; Metazoa; Arthropoda; Insecta; Lepidoptera; Pieridae
Source: the annotation of a GenBank genome assembly